This is a messenger RNA of Gorilla gorilla gorilla (western lowland gorilla), 559 nucleotides long. It is a transcript of the gene SPINK13, whose product is annotated as serine peptidase inhibitor Kazal type 13. Gene Ontology annotation, molecular function: protein binding. Bases 71 to 358 code for a protein of 95 amino acids. The record is from RefSeq and is a predicted model, not a curated record. Lineage: Eukaryota; Metazoa; Chordata; Mammalia; Primates; Hominidae. The transcript has 5 exons.
UGACAAGAGCAGGCCCAUAUUCAGCCACCUCAUCCAGGCCUUAUCAAAGAAGAGUCUUAUAUGAGAUCAAAUGGCUGCCUUUCCCCACAAGAUUAUAUUUUUCCUGGUAUGCUCUACUUUGACACAUGUGGCUUUCUCAGCAGGAAUUUUCAAUAAACGUGACUUCACUAGGUGGCCUAAGCCCCGAUGUAAAAUGUAUAUCCCACUGGACCCUGAUUACAAUGCAGACUGCCCCAAUGUGACAGCACCUGUUUGUGCCUCAAAUGGCCACACUUUCCAGAAUGAGUGUUUCUUUUGUGUUGAACAGAGGGAAUUUCAUUAUCGUAUAAAAUUUGAAAAAUACGGAAAAUGUGAUUAAUGGGUACUGGAGUAACUACACUUGCUUAUUCUUUUUCUACUUAAUUCAGAAUAGUAUUUCUUUUGGAGUGUGAGGAUGUAAAUUAAAUAACAUCCCUAUGCUGUACUUAAACGUCAAACAAAAUGAGAGACAAAAAUGAAGGAAUCAAACUGACAAGAACCAAAUAUCACAUUUGUUACAAAUAAACAACAAAAGAGCUGA